UGCGCUUAGGGGCUUGUUCAGACCGAGUCAUCCAGACACGCACAAGCUUCAAGCACUUGUCCAAGCAGCUUGUCGUUUGAUCAAGUCCCAAGUAAACAUUAGCCUAUGGCUGCCACAGUUUCAACCGUUGGAACUGUUAACCCGUUGAGCUUGAACAGCUCGAGCUCUGGAGACUCCGUCCCCCGUUCGGUCUUCUUGGGCAGCAGCCUAAAGAAGGUGAACUCCAGAUUCACCUCCCCAAAGGUUUCAUCCGGCAGCUUCAAGGUUGUCGCUGAAGUUGAAGAGGACAAGCAGACCAACAAGGACAAAUGGAAAGGCCUCGCCUUCGAUACUUCUGAUGACCAACAGGACAUCACCAGAGAAGGGAUGGUUGAUUCACUCUUCCAGGCUCCCAUGGGGACCGGAACUCAUUAUGCGAUCAUGAGCUCAUACGAUUACAUCAGUGCUGGCCUUCGCCAAUACAACCUGGACAACAACAUGGAUGGUUUCUACAUUGCUCCUGCUUUCAUGGACAAGCUUGUAGUUCACAUCACCAAGAACUUCAUGACUCUCCCUAACAUCAAGGUUCCUCUGAUUUUGGGUAUCUGGGGAGGCAAGGGUCAGGGCAAAUCCUUCCAGUGUGAACUUGUCUUUGCCAAGAUGGGAAUCAACCCCAUUAUGAUGAGUGCCGGAGAACUGGAAAGUGGAAACGCUGGUGAGCCCGCAAAAUUGAUCAGGCAAAGGUAUCGUGAGGCAGCUGAUAUCAUCAAGAAGGGCAAGAUGUGCUGCCUCUUCAUCAACGAUCUCGAUGCUGGUGCUGGUAGGCUCGGUGGGACCACUCAAUACACUGUGAACAACCAGAUGGUGAACGCUACCCUCAUGAACAUCGCUGAUAACCCGACCAAUGUCCAGCUCCCCGGUAUGUACAACAAGGAGGAGACCCGGGUCCCCAUCAUCGUCACUGGUAACGACUUCUCCACACUGUGCCCUCUCAUCCGUGACGGUCGUAUGGAGAAAUUCUACUGGGCACCAACUCGCGAAGACCGCAUUGGUGUUUGCAAAGGUAUCUUUAGGUCCGACAAUAUCCCCGAUGAAGACAUUGUCAAACUCGUUGAUAACUUCCCCGGCCAAUCUAUUGACUUCUUUGGUGCCCUGCGUGCUCGUGUCUAUGAUGACGAAGUAAGGAAGUGGAUCUCCGGUGUUGGAGUUGACAGCAUUGGAAAGAAGCUCGUGAACUCAAAGGAGGGUCCCCCAACUUUCGAGCAGCCGAAGAUGAGCCUCGACAAGCUCCUUGAGUAUGGAAACAUGCUCGUUCAGGAACAGGAGAACGUGAAGAGAGUCCAGUUGGCUGACAAGUACUUGAGUGACGGCCUCGGUGAUGCCAACAAAGAUGCCAUGGAGAGCGGAACCUUCUUCAGCUAGAAUGCUCACUCUGGAAGUUUGAUUGUUUGGUGUGUUCAUCUGUCGUUCCUAGUGGUAGCAAAAUGAGGAGUCAUAAGCUCAUACUUUAUGAAUGCAAGCAAGCAACGGAUUCCUUUCACAUGACAAGAACUAGUUUCGACAGCCAGAAUUGAGAGCUGUAGUUGCAAGCACCAGGACAUCCUGUCUUUGUUGUUUCUUUUUUGUGCUAUAUUAAAAAAAAAAAAAAAAAAAA
This is a messenger RNA of Eucalyptus grandis, 1633 nucleotides long. RefSeq names its product ribulose bisphosphate carboxylase/oxygenase activase, chloroplastic. Gene Ontology annotation, molecular function: ribulose-1,5-bisphosphate carboxylase/oxygenase activator activity; ATP binding; ATP hydrolysis activity. The record is from RefSeq and is a predicted model, not a curated record. Gene Ontology annotation, cellular component: thylakoid; chloroplast stroma. NCBI's taxonomy places the organism in Eukaryota, Viridiplantae, Streptophyta, Magnoliopsida, Myrtales, Myrtaceae.